Messenger RNA from Pleuronectes platessa (European plaice), 5079 nucleotides. RefSeq names its product cryptochrome circadian regulator 2 (gene cry2). Gene Ontology annotation, biological process: negative regulation of DNA-templated transcription; circadian regulation of gene expression; entrainment of circadian clock by photoperiod. Gene Ontology annotation, cellular component: nucleus; cytoplasm. The record is from RefSeq and is a predicted model, not a curated record. The transcript has 13 exons. The coding region runs from base 1 to 1770 and encodes 589 amino acids. Lineage: Eukaryota; Metazoa; Chordata; Actinopteri; Pleuronectiformes; Pleuronectidae. Gene Ontology annotation, molecular function: FAD binding; DNA binding.
AUGGCGGUGAACUCGGUGCACUGGUUCCGGAAGGGGCUCCGGCUGCACGACAACCCGGCGCUGCAGGAGGCCCUGAGCGGGGCCGACUCGGUCCGCUGUGUUUACAUCCUGGACCCGUGGUUCGCGGGCGCCGCCAACGUGGGAAUCAACCGAUGGAGGUUCCUGCUGGAGUCUCUGGAGGACCUGGACAGCAGCCUGAAGAAGCUCAACUCCAGGUUGUUUGUAAUCAGAGGGCAGCCCACGGACGUUUUCCCCAGGCUCUUCAAGGAGUGGAACGUGACCCGGCUGGCGUUUGAAUACGACCCGGAGCCUUAUGGGAAGGAGAGAGAUGCGGCCAUCAUCAAGAUGGCGCAGGAGUUUGGGGUCGAGACCCUCGUCAGACAGUCACACACCCUCUACAACCUGGACCGGAUCAUUGAGAUGAACAACAACAGUCCUCCUCUGACCUUCAAGCGGUUCCAGACCAUCGUGAGUCGGCUGGAGCUGCCGGGCAGACCGCUGCCUGCCGUCACCCAGCAGCAGAUGGACACGUGUCGCACUAAGAUAACAGACAACCACGACCAGCUGUACAGUAUUCCCUCUCUGGAGGAGCUAGGCUUCAGGACGCUGGGUUUACCUUCAGCUGUUUGGCGAGGAGGAGAAUCCGAGGCUUUGGACCGGCUCAACAAACAUCUCGACAAGAAGGUGUGGGUGGCCAACCUGGACCAUCCCCGGGUCAACACCUGCUCUCUGUACGCCAGCCCCACCGGCCUCAGCCCCUACCUGCGCUUCGGCUGUUUGUCCUGCAGGGUUUUGUACUACAACCUGCGAGAGCUCUACAUGAAGCUCCGGAAGCGCUGCAGUCCUCCUCUGUCCCUGUUUGGUCAGUUGCUGUGGAGGGAGUUCUUCUACACCGCCGCCACCAACAACCCCAACUUUGACCGCAUGGAUGGAAACCCCAUCUGCGUCCAGAUCCCUUGGGACCAGAACCCGGAGGCCCUGGCGAAGUGGGCCGAGGGUCGGACUGGUUUCCCCUGGAUCGACGCCAUCAUGACGCAGCUGAGACAGGAGGGCUGGAUCCACCACCUGGCCCGACACGCUGUGGCCUGCUUCCUGACCAGAGGAGACCUGUGGAUCAGCUGGGAGAGCGGCAUGAAGGUGUUUGAGGAGCUGCUCCUGGAUGCAGACUGGAGUGUGAACGCUGGCAGCUGGAUGUGGUUGUCCUGCAGUGCCUUCUUCCAGCAGUUCUUCCACUGCUACUGUCCUGUCGGCUUCGGGAAAAGAACGGACCCAUCAGGAGAUUACAUCAGGCGUUACAUCCCCAUCCUGAAGGACUAUCCCAACCGCUACAUCUACGAGCCGUGGAACGCUCCGGAGUCCAUCCAGAAGGCGGCAAACUGUGUGGUGGGAGUGGAUUACCCCAAACCUAUGAUCAACCACGCAGAGGGCAGCCGGCUCAACAUCGAGAGGAUGAAACAAGUCUACCAGCAGCUCUCCCACUACAGAGGACUCAGUCUUCUAGCAUCAGUACCAACCAUCCAGGAGGAGGCAGAACCGCUGAUGACCGAUGAGUCAUCAUUCAGUGGACCUGACUCUCCUCCCAGAGUUCCCCCCCCCAGUGAAGCCGCUCCUGACUCGUCCACAGUCUUUGUGUCCUACGCUCCACAUCCAGAGCUGGAAGACACUCGGAGCGUUCACCCCCCCCCAGACGCCCUGCACCUCCUCAGGCUCACACCCGCAACCCCCUGCAGCCGUAUCAUGGAGCUUUGCCCCUCCCUCCCCAGCUCAUAGUCCUCUGUCAAGGUCGAAAGCCUCGUCCCCGUCCUCGUCAUGUCCCACCUCGUCCCCGGUGCCGAGUCCAGCCGGGACCUCAGGUCAGACUUUUCCCAAAAGGAAAAGUCUCGCCCGCAAGACGCGUCGCAGCCCGAGGCCGCGAGGGCGUCCGAGCUCUGCUACGUCAGGCAGGGAGGGAGAGAGGAGGGAGGAGGAGGAAGAGGAGGAGGAAGGAGAGAGGGAGGACAGGGGAGGGGACGAGAGGAUGGAGGAGGGUGACCACGAGGUGGAGAGGAUGGAGGAGGAGACUUCAGCACAUCAGCAGUGAGACGAGGUGGAGUUUGAAGAGAAUCGUCUUCAAACGCACACAUCGUCAACUGGACAAAAACACACACACAAGGAACAACAUCAUACACACAAACACACAUUCACCACAAGUGGAAUCAGUACAGACGCAUCUUACUCACGUCUUCUCUCGUUAAUUAUUCGGAUGAGCUUUUGCAUAACUAAAUAUUUUUAGAGCAGGACCAGUCCAGAAUGACUGAACACAAAAAACAAUCACUCUGAUUCGAGACCUCAUGUCCGACACCAGGGGGCUCUGCUCGUGGGAGGAGAAACUCGGAGUUUGAUGAAGCUGCGUUUUGAUAUGUUGCAGUGUUGAUUUUAUAUAAAUGUUGUAUAAGAGAUUUAAUACGACAUCUCAGAGCGCUGGACAGAACCAGAUCAUCCGGACUUUACUCAGUGACAGUCCGAGACUGUGACAUCAGAUCUACUGACCGACACUCAAAUGUAUAAACUAUUUUAUGUUGUAGCUCCCCCCCCCCCCCUUGCAGUUGUUUACUUUACCUUCACGUCAAACUCGUGGCCCACAGGGGAAUGUAGGACAUUUCUGUUUGUAUGACCCUGAUGAUGUUGUUCAGGAUGUUUUCCUCCUUUUGACCAAGUUAGAAACACAGACCGUGAAUAUAGACACGUCUUCGUCUCCUCCCACUGUAAUAUUAUAUAUAUAUAUAUUAUAUAUAUAUAUAUAUGGCCAGAGUCAACGCAGUAGCGAUCAUGUUGUGGAGCAGUUUCGAGUUCCCACCAAUACACACACUCUACCAAUCAGGAGUCAGUCUGACCUGUCAAUCAUUAGAAUCAGUUCAAUCAGUCUCCUCCAUGUUCACAGAUGGGACAUGAAAAUAAUUUAAUAAUUAGAAAAGUACUCGUCAAAGUUUUUUAAAUUAUUUCAUUUUAAGCUUCACACCGAUGUUUAUGCAAAAGUUCAUGUUUCUGAUAAGUUUGGCUUUAAUUAAUUAUUUGUUGAUAUAGAAAUGUGGUGAAAUGUCACGAUUGACAGUUGAGACGGCCUCUGAUUGGUCGAGAGCAUGUGUUUGCGGGAACUCUACCACCGCUCCACUUCCUGGUUGUCCCUGUACUGGGAGACUGGGAGUCGGGGAUAUUUGGGUCUCAUUUCUGGACAGUGGGAGGAAGUGGAGACACCAUCUUUAUCUAUAGUCCAUGAUUUUAACUCUAUUGAAUCGACAUGUUAUGUAAAAACCCAGCGUACGGAUGUUUAGCAGCAGUGACUCGGUUCAUUAGGGAUCAUUACGUUUUCGCCCUGUUUGCACCCGUCUGCUGUGGAGGGUCACACGUCUGUGAGGUCGUAGCAGCACAUGAACCAAUCACUAAUAAUUCAAUUAAUUUAGACACUUUAUCUGAAAACGAGACGAGUCUUUGAGACCAAAACGUUUUUAAGCUAUUGCCAUAAUUUUUAACUGGCAACUGAAAAUGCUGCUUGUGUGGUUUAAAAAAACUAAAAGAAAGAAUGUAGAGCGGGAAGAACGGCGUGUUGCUCUCCCAUAUAUGUUUAACAGAGUUUGUAUAUAAAAUAUAUAAAAUAUAUAAAAACCAUAACCUGUUUACUGAUGGUCUGUUUAAGGGGGUUUCAUAAAGACUUAAUUCUGUCUGGACGUUUCUCACCAGAAUCAUAAACACAGAACAAAACAAAUGUGCAAACAAUACAGGGCUGAAACUAAAGACUAGUUUAUUAAUUAGCCAAUAAUUAUUCAUUUAAGUUUCACAAAUUGGUUGAUUUUUAACAUUUAUGCCCAGUUUUAUUGUGAGAAACACAGAUAUUCACUUUACUGUCGUAUAAAACAGAAGCCGCGAAUCCUCGUAUCAGCUGACGUCAGCACUUUAGCAAACAUUUAAUUAAUUGAAGUCUUAAUUCAGCUUUUAAAUAACUGAAUCUCAAAGUGAUUUCAAAAUCUUUUAUACAGAAAAACCUAUUGUAGCCACCUGAGGAGGAAAAUGUUUAACAUUUAUGAAUGCUUUUAUGAUGUAACUUAAAAUCCAAUCCCUCAUAGUUUGAUCCGGUUUCAUUUAGAUUUGAGAUGUUUGGAGAUAAUUGUGUCUUUAAGUAACAGAGGUCGUUAGUAGAGGUCGUUAAUCGACUGUGUGCCUCAGGACUUUGGGAUUGUUCAGACAGAAAGAACAAGGAUUUAGAGAAGUCUCGUCAGACAAUGACUGAUAUUAUUUAUGAAUAAAAUAAUGUCUUUAAAAGUUGGAGACGGAACCGAAGACUGAAAAAUAAAAGAAUGUAAAUUAAUGUUUUGUUACUAAGAUUCCAAACAUGAAAUCAAACAAAGCACAUUAAGGGUUUAAGUAUUUGUCUUUUAGAUGAAUAAUUUGUUUUUCUAAAUCAAUGAACCAUUUAUUCUCUAUUUCAGAAAUGAAAAUGAGUGAUUUUCUAUGAAGAUUUAGCUUUUCAUUUAAAUCCAAAGUGACUUUGUGAAACCCCCUUACUGUUUCCUGGAUGUGUCAAAGUUUAAUGGAUUGUUUUUUUUGUCUCAAGACAAACCUCAGCUCCUGGAGGCCGUCAUUCUGUUGGUGUUCAGGAGAAGUUGGAACUUGUGAAGUUUGCAUCUUUCAGGGUAAAAGGACAAAAAGGGGAAACGCUCCCAGUUCAGCCUGUGAUCACAGAGAAACACUCCCAGUUCAGCCUGUGAUCAUAGAGAAACACUCCCAGUUCAGCCUGUGAUAAUACAGGAACGCUCCCAGUUAAGCCUGUGAUCAUAGAGAAACACUCCCAGUUCAGCCUGUGAUAAUACAGGAACGCUCCCAGUUAAGCCUGUGAUCAUAGAGAAAGCUCCAAGUUCCCACCGAUCCUGAACCCAACACAAGCCCCACUCAGCUGCCUGUGUUUACUGAACAUUCCAGCGAGCCCAGCUCGGGGCCCUCGAGGGCCACAGGUCUGUCUGAGGUCUGUGGGUCACAUGGAUAUUUAUUUGUUUUGUAUAAGAACAGUUUAUUUUCAUUAAAACUGCUGAAGGAUUUGUGAUUGAA